Toxorhynchites rutilus septentrionalis is the source of this 6135-nucleotide messenger RNA. RefSeq lists its product as uncharacterized. Gene Ontology annotation, biological process: DNA integration. Lineage: Eukaryota; Metazoa; Arthropoda; Insecta; Diptera; Culicidae. Bases 1 to 6135 code for a protein of 2044 amino acids. The transcript has 2 exons. The record is from RefSeq and is a predicted model, not a curated record. Gene Ontology annotation, molecular function: nucleic acid binding.
AUGAUCACCAUUUCGUUUGUGUGCGCUGUAACGAUCGUGCACCGACAGUCGCCGGUUCCAGAUGCGGUAAAUCAAGCACAUCAAGCUGUAGAGCAGCAAGGGCACGAACUUCAACGCCUUGAAAAAGAGCGUCAACUGGAGAGAAAUUACAUAGGGAAAAAAUAUGAUAUACUACAAGGCCAACUGGAUGAGGUAGGAGAAGGAGGUAGUGUAAAGAGUCGCCGCUCACGUCGCAGUACGCAGAGGACCCAAGAUUGGGUAAUGAACAAGGCAAUUACGACUACGAGCAUCAAUACCGGGAUGUCGCAAAUCCCCGUAUGUUUACCGUCGCGGACUGGUGCAAUACCAAAGGAAACUCCUCUAGUACCAGCACAGCAUAGAUCGACUAGCAACACUAUCACCAGACCCGAGGAUCGAUCCGGUAUCGCUAGAACACCGAUUCCGCACACUACGAUGAAAUCACCGGAUCGCCAGGCACUUCCCACACUCACCGAUAGUAGAUCAUCACAAAUACCAACUACGAAUGAAAUAGUAUGCAAUCCGACGAGUAACGUAGAAGCGAAUCGUCAAAUUUCGAGUAUGCCAACUUCGACCAUGACGUCUACAGUACAAGUGAUCAACGAAACAGCGAAACGAAACACUACCGGUUCGCAUGACAUCUCUUCCGAUCAUCGUAAUCGACCAACUGUGGUGGACUUCAAUAUUUCCGCAACGCCGACGUCAGAAGAAUUGACAAAGCAACUGUUCGAGCUCCAGGCAAGGAUGAACUCCCUGCGGAUGCAGCUGGCGGCUAAGCAGUCCGCUCAACCAUCAGUGGUCAGCAGUCGUUCAACCAUCGGUGCUCAUUCAGUCGCACAGCACAACCAGCCUCCGUUAUCAUUACCCAUGCCGGAAAGAAUUCCGUUAUACGAGUUUCCCGUAAGCAGUUCGGCUUUCAUACCGCCACACAGAAGCACUCCUCAAUCGAAUGCGAAUUCCUCUUCCGUUCAUACAGUCUCCGCUUGCUUAUCCCCGAUAGUUACUCCUAUGGUUAGUUACACGGCAACAAAUUCGACUUCCAUUCACGAGGUACCAGUUUCCCCACCAUUGUCAUUUCACGGUCCCAGCUCACAGCAACUCGCUGCCAGACAUGUCGUCCCCAGGGAGCUACCAUGUUUCUCAGGAGAUCCCGUCGAGUGGCCGUUGUUCCUGAGCAGUUUCCGAAAUUCGACUGAAAUGUGUGGUUACUCGGAAGGCGAAAAUUUGAUGCGUCUGCAGCGAUGCCUAAAAGGAAACGCAUUGGAAGCAGUUAGGAGUUAUUUGAUGCAGCCUUCUUCGGUCCCGUUGAUUAUGCAAACAUUGAAGACAUUGUACGGGCGUCCAGAACUGAUCAUCAACUCACUAUUGGUUAAAGUGCGUUCCACUCCGACGCCGAAACCAGAGCGGUUAGAAACUAUAAGUAGCUUUGGUCUAGCGUGUAAAAACCUGUGUCAGCACCUUCAAGCAGCAGGACUGCACUCACAUCUAUCAAAUCCUUUAUUGUUGCAGGAGCUUGUGGAAAAGUUACCAGUCAAUAUCAAACUGAACUGGUCUCUCUUCAAACGGACUCGUCCUAUUGUUGAUCUUUCCACCUUCGGUUCGUUCAUGGACGAGAUUGUGGUUGCAGCAAGUGAUGUCACUUUCACCCACGAUAUAGAUGGUCAACGAGCUGGCAAGCAGGAUAAACAAAAACCAAAAGAAAAAUUAUUUGUGAACGCACACAAUACUGAGAAAUCUACACACUACCCAAUCAGCGGAUCAAACAAUUUGAAUCGUAAGGAAUAUCAACCUAAACCCUGUACAGCCUGUGAGAAGGACGGUCAUAAAAUCAAGGACUGUACCACCUUUCGGAACUUGACGCUUGGUGACCGUUGGAAACUAGUCCAAGAACGGCGAUUGUGUCGGCGAUGUCUGAUUGGUCACGGAAAAUUUCCGUGUAAAGCAGGGUUGUGUGGUGAAAAUGGAUGCGAGGACAGACACCACAAACUCCUCCAUCCCGGAAAACCAGGAUCAUCGCAGACGAUCGAUGUCCCGAAUACUAGAAGCACAGUAACAAUCCAUCGUCAUCUUCAGUCUUUAAUUCUUUUCCGAGUGAUUCCAGUGACGCUGCACGGCAACGGAAGGGCCAUUCAGACGUAUGCGUUCCUUGAUGACGGCUCAUCGACCACACUGGUAGAAUCAGCAACUGCGCGAAAGCUAGGACUAUCAGGCGAUAUCCAUCCCCUCUGUCUGCAAUGGACUAGUGACAUUGAGCGCAUGGAAGGUGACUCACAACUAGUCAAGAUGGAGAUCUCGAGCCUGGGGAGUUUGAAGCGGCACGUUCUGAAAAAGGUGCACACUGUGAAGAACUUGAAUCUUCCAGUUCAAUCGCUGGACUACUCAGUACUGCGUAAACAGUUUCCACAUCUUCGUGGUUUACCCGUGCACAGUUAUGAAUCAGCAUCUCCUACAAUUCUGAUAGGUCUGGACAACUCAUUCCUAAAGGCAACCUUGAAGCUUCGGGAAGGUUCAAAAGGUGAUCCGAUGGCGGCCAAAACAAGGUUGGGUUGGACAAUUUAUGAAACGUUGAACGCAGAAGCAAAAACGGCAGUUCAUCAUCAGUUCCAUAUUUGCGCUCAUUCGUCGGAUGAGGACCUACACAAUUUAGUGAAGGAGUUUUUUAAGGUAGAAGCCGUAGGAUCGGGCAAAUCAUCCGUGGUGGAAUCUGACGAUGACCAGCGUGCGCGUAAGAUACUGGAGAAUACAACCGUUCGCACAGCCUCUGGAAAGUUCCAAGUUGGCUUAUUGUGGAAAUACGAUUGCAUUGAAUUCCCGAACAGUAAGCCCAUGGCCGAAAGGCGGUUGCGAUGUUUAGAACGCCGUCUGGCAUCCAAACCCGAGUUAUACGAUAAAGUUAGACAUCAAAUGCAACAAUAUCAAGCUAAAGGAUACGCACACAAAGCUGAUCCUGAGGAGCUCAGUAACUUUGACCCUCGACGAACCUGGUACCUGCCCUUAAACGUGGUCAUGAACCCAAGGAAACCGAACAAGGUGCGGUUGGUCUGGGAUGCUGCGGCAAAAGUUCAAGGCCAAUCAUUGAACUCCGCUCUGUUGGCUGGUCCCGAUUUGCUCGCACCGCUUCCUUCAGUUUUGUGUCCUUUCCGACAGUUCGAGGUGGCCAUCAGUGCAGACAUACUCGAGAUGUUCCAUCAGCUCUUUAUUAGACCGGAAGACAAAUCAGCGCAACUGUUUCUGUGGCGAGACGAUCCCUCCAACCCGUAUGAAAUCUUCGUUAUGGACGUCGCGAUAUUCGGCGCUUCAUGUUCGCCGUCGGCAGCUCAGUUCGUGAAAAACCUAAACGCUCAGGAGUUCUCUGAUCAGUAUCCACUAGCAGCAAAAGUGAUAGUGGAGCAUCAUUAUGUUGACGAUUUUGUAUACAGUACAAACACCGUGAAUGAAGCAGUCGAACUAGCGCAGCUGGUGAAAGAAGUACAUUCUAGAGCUGGAUUCACCAUACGCAACUGGUUGUCCAAUUCCCCCGAAGUAAUCUCACGGGUCGGGGUUCCAGGAAUGGAGUUGUCCAAAUGUUUCGAGGUAGCAAAAACGGCCACCCAAGAACGAGUUCUUGGUCUAGUUUGGAAGCCAGAUCCUGAUGUUUUUGUGUUCCAAGGACUAUUCAGAGAAGAGAUCCGAUCACUGCUAGACGACACUGUUAUUCCGACAAAAAGACAAACUCUAAGAGUUGUCAUGAGUAUAUUCGACCCCUUGGGAUUGGUAGCUGUAGUUGUAGUCCACGGUAAAAUAUUGCUACAAAACAUCUGGCGGUGCAAGACGGAUUGGGACCAUUCCAUACCAGACGAAUUACUCGAUGCAUGGAGACGAUGGACUAAACUGUUGAAGCAACUCGAGCAGGUCCAAAUCCCCCGCUGUUAUUUUCCUGGAUAUUCCGAUAGAAGUUAUCAUUCCUUGGAGUUGCAUAUUUUUGUAGAUGCAAGUGAAGAAGCGUACGCUGCCCUGGCUUAUUUUCGCAUCGUGGAUAGCUCUGGAGUGCGCUGCUCACUUGUCUCGGCGAAGACAAAAGUGGCUCCCCUGAAACCGCUCUCAAUCCCUAGAUUAGAGUUGCAGGCGGCUGUUCUUGGUGCAAAACUUUCAAAAUCGGUAGAAGACAAUCAUACACUGUCGAUAGUUCGCAGAGUGUUGUGGACCGACUCUAGCACCGUACUUUCCUGGUUAAGGUCGGAUCAACGAAAAUAUCGGCAAUACGUUGCAUUUCGUGUGACGGAAAUUCUCGAGCUUACACAGGUGGACGAGUGGCGGUGGGUUCCUUCACGCUGGAAUGUAGCCGACGAGGCAACCAAAUGGGGCAAGGGCCCUAACAUAAGUAGCAGCAGUCGUUGGUUUCAAGCACCAGCAUUCCUGUAUCAAGAGCCAGAUACCUGGCCACAGCAAGGUCCAUGUGUGGUUGAAAUAACGGAGGAGCUUCGUACAAUACACCUUCAUUGUCAUCUCAUCAGGCAGCAACUUAUAGAUUUCGAAAGAUAUUCAAAGUGGGAGCGAUUAGUGCGUGCGAUAGCGUAUGUGUACAGGUUUAUAGACAACUGUCGCCGUAAAAUCGAGAAUUACUCAACGGAACUAUCUGGGUGGUUGAACCAGAACGAGUUGCAGAAAGCGGAAUGGACUAUCUUCAAGCUCAUUCAGCACGAAGCAUACGGAGAUGAGAUUGUGACCUUUAAUAGAAACCAGCAUCUUCCAGUGGACCAGCGGCUAAAGCUCGAGAAGACUAGUAAAAUCGUUAAACUAACCCCUGUGUUGGACGACCAAGGUGUUUUGCGUAUGGAUAGUCGUAUCACCAAUGCACAGCAAUUCUCCACAGAUUUCAAGUUCCCGAUAAUUCUUCCCAAAGGUCAUUACGGGACACAGCUGCUCGUUGACUGGUAUCAUCGUCAAAGCAAGCACAUCAACACGGAAACAGCGGUGAACGAGAUGCGUCAGAAGUUCUAUGUGUCAGAGAUGCGUUCUGCGUUCAGGAAGGCUAAGAAAGUGUGUCAGUGGUGUAGGAUCUACAAGGCGACUCCAGUGGUUCCAAGGAUGGCUCCACUUCCUCCAGCAAGAACUGUCACCCAUAUCCGCCCAUUCAGCUACGUUGGUGUGGAUUAUUUCGGACCUGUGUUGAUCAGGCAAGGUCGCAGUGAGGUGAAGCGUUGGGUCGCCCUUUUCACCUGUCUGACGAUUCGUGCCGUGCAUCUAGAGGUAGUGGCGAGCAUGUCAACGGAAUCCUGCAAGAUGGCUUUUCGACGGUUUAUUGCAAGAAGGGGCGCUCCAGCUGCAAUAUACAGCGAUCGGGGAACCAAUUUCGUAGGUGCUAGCCGUGAACUGGAGCAAGAGCUACAGAAAAUCGAUCAGGGAUUGGCAGCUACAUUCACCAACGCGGAAACUCAGUGGUAUUUCAAUCCGCCAUCUGCACCGCACAUGGGGGGGUCUUGGGAACGCAUGGUUCGGUCUGUAAAGUGUGCGUUAGCUUCACUCUCCACCAUUCGGAAGCCAAACGAGGAGACCUUCAACACUCUGCUGAUCGAGGCCGAAUCAAUGGUGAACUCGAGACCACUCACCUACAUGCCGAUUGAGUCCGAGGGUCACGAGGCGUUGACUCCGAACUGCUUCCUGAUGCUAAGCACCAGUGGAGUGAAUCAACUUCCUAAGAUGCUAGUCGACGAAAGGGUAAUAUUGAAUUCGAACUGGAACUUGUAUCAACAGCUAUUGGACCAGUUCUGGUGUCGUUGGGUUCGUGAAUACCUCCCAACAAUCACAAAGCGAUCCAAAUGGUUUACUGACUGCAAACCGAUCGAGUCUGGUGACCUAGUGGUCGUGGUUGAAGAUCGUCUACGCAACGGAUGGAUUAGAGGUCGAGUGCUACGUGUAUUUCCGGGUCGUGAUGGGCGAGUGCGAAGCGCAGAGGUGAAGACCGCUACAGGAGUGUUGCAAAGACCGGUAGCAAAGUUGGCGGUCCUGGAGAUUGGUGGUAUAGCUAGAGAGCACUCCAAGCAAUACGGGUCGGGGAAUGUUACGAUCGACAACCGGUCAGCAAGUAACGGUAGCGAAAUUGUUAAUCCAUCUACCUUCGAAACCCCCUCGAAAUAA